Molecule: messenger RNA, 641 nt
Organism: Sipha flava (yellow sugarcane aphid)
Lineage: Eukaryota; Metazoa; Arthropoda; Insecta; Hemiptera; Aphididae
Product: cuticle protein 7-like
Exons: 2
Coding region: 98-481 (127 amino acids)
Cellular component (GO): extracellular matrix
Source: RefSeq, a predicted model, not a curated record
CUGAAACAAUGUACCUGCAAUCAUCAGUUGUCUGUCGAAUACACAACAGUACCGAAUUCCAUCAGGAUAUCAAGUCUUCAAGCAACACAGCGUUAAGAUGGCAAUUAAGACGAUAGUGUUGGCCGCCCUGUUCGGACAGUUGGUGUUCGGCUACCCACCAGAGUACCACGAAGAGCAUCACGCACCCGCCCCGUAUCACUUCGAGUACGGCGUGAAGGACCCAUACACGCACGACGUGAAGAGCCAACACGAGGUGAGCGACGGACACGGCAACGUCAAGGGAUCGUACAGCCUGCUCGAGGCUGACGGGUCUACGCGUGUGGUCGAGUACACGGCCGACGAUCACAACGGAUUCAACGCUGAGGUCAAGAAAAUCGAAGGACCAGGAUACAAAGCCUCAUACAGCGCACCAGCCUACAAAGCCGCCUACCCUGCUUACCCUGCCACAGCUUACGCAGCUCCGGUUUACAAACCAUAUUAAAUUGUUUCACCUCAUAUCCCCUUCCCGUCCAUCAUUCAAGCGCUUCACCGUUUUGCCUGAAUGCGAAACGCAUUUGUUCAAUAGUAUCGAUUUUCCUACUGUUUCAGCAUUUUAAUAAUCUAUUUAUUUUAUAAAUAAAUAUUUUAUUUCUCAAUGUAAA